Messenger RNA from Symbiodinium natans, 912 nucleotides. The record is from the annotation of a GenBank genome assembly. Lineage: Eukaryota; Dinophyceae; Suessiales; Symbiodiniaceae.
AUGUCUGGCCAUGCUGCCCCAUAUCCUGGCAAAAGCCCCUUCACCAUGCUGUCGGUGGACGAGUGUGUGAGCACAGUGGCAAGCAAAGUCCUUGGACCUCUGGAAAGCAAGACAGUCCCUUUGCAAACUGCCCUUGGGCAUAUUCUGGCAAGAGAUGCAGUGGCGGUGGAGGCCAUCCCAGCUUUUCCUGCAUCGAUCAUGGAUGGCUUCGCUAUGCGGUCCAAAGAUGGACCUGGGAAGUAUCCGGUGGAUGAACUGUCUGGCGCCACAGCUGGUGCAGAUGGCCAUGGACCCCUGAAGGAGGGCCAUGUCCGCUACAUCACCACUGGUGCACCUGUACCAGAAGGUGCAGACACUGUAGUCAAGGUGGAAGACGCAAACCAGCCGCUUGUCUGCCUUCACCACCAAACACCCGCAAACACCCACUCUCGAACAUUGCUGUUUGGAGCUCAGCACAAGCUCUGCAUCAGGCUGGUCCAGCCAGAUGGGCAGCUGGAGAUCGACGUCUUGUGUUCCAGUAAGCCCGGGGCCAACAUCCGAGCAGUAGGCGGGAACCCAAAUUUUCCCAAGAUCCCUGCCAUUCAAGUCCAGUUGCUCUCGUCCCUUCCAGGCUCCGACACGCAGCAGGGCGAGGUCAUUCUGCAGAAAGGCGCUCGCAUUGGUGCAGCCGAGAUCGGCGUGGCUUGGCCGUGCCCGCAAGUCAGGCCAAGGCUUGCCAAGGCUUAUUUGUGCUUGGCUCAGGUGCUGGCUGCUCUCGGCCUCGCCAACGUGGAGAUCUUCCGUGAGCCCCGAGUGGCCAUCAUCUCCACUGGCGACGAGUUGGUGGAUGUAGGUGCAGCAGGAAGCACAUAUGGGGCUUUGAAUAUCAUCAUAAUGUUGAUUUUCUGCCUCUUGCUCUGCUCCCGUCCGUAG